ACGUCAGCCAAACAGAUGGAACUCGCGCACAGUUCGCCGUCUCUCUGCCACACGCGAUAUUUGUCCGCUGAAAAAAGCUUCAUUCGGUUCGACAGAGAAGCUCUUCAAGAGUUGAAGCUGCCCUCGAAGGCGAAUUCUCAGGGUAGCUGUUCAAUGGAGAUGAGCACUGCAAGAUGUUGUCUUGACAAGCAAGUGUUCCAUCUUUCAUCAAAAGCAAGAACGCCUGAUUGGGAGUCUACUAAGAGAACUUCGCAUACUGUGACCUCUAUUUCUCAAAUGGUCAAUCAGAGUACAUCAUAUUAUCCUGCAUCUUCUCUUAAGAUGUGCUAUAAACACCUUACGCAGUGGCGGACCUUUUCAACUCCUGUUAGCAUAGAGGAAUCAUUUCCAUCUCAGUCAGGUGAUGAUUAUAUUGAUGAAGAGGAUUCUCCUGAAGACUCCCCAGAGAACCUUCUUUCCAAACCAUUGAGUAGUGAAGAGUUAAAAGCACUGCUAGCUGACACAGAAAGAGCAAGACUUAUCAGAAAACUUAGUGAGGCCAAUCAACAAAACCGCUUCCUCAAACGGCAGCUGCAUGUGAAGGAAGAUGCAUUGGUUACCUUCAAAAGUGAACUUGCAGUUAUGGAACUUGAAGUACAGGCUUUGGUUGCACUAGCAGAAGAAAUUGCUAAAUCAGAAACUCCUGUGGGGACAAGGAAGAUUAAUGGGAAGUACGUCCAGUCUCACCUUCUUUCACGGUUAGAAGCAAUUCGUGAAAAGCUGAAAGAAAAGACAAAGGAUGUUGAUGCUGCACGGUCCAAGGAAGUCCCUCUGUUUUGGUAUGGCAUGGCUGAGAGUGUGCAAGUGAUGGGCACAUUUGAUGGUUGGAGUCAAGGAGAGCAUUUGUCUCCAGAAUACACAGGUUCCUUCACAAAGUUCUCAACAACAUUGAUGCUUCGACCUGGAAGGUAUGAGAUCAAGUUCUUGGUGGAUGGGGAAUGGCAGAUAUCUCCAGAAUUUCCGACCAUUGGCGAGGGGCUAACCAAAAAUAACUUGCUAAUAGUUGAAUAGCUUGGGGAAUGCAUCUUCAGGCAUUUUGAAACACGGGACAGCUGAGCUUGGCACUUUAUUGACAUUAGCCUCAGGUCUUCUGCUAUCCUUGAGACCUGCAAAAUAGCCUUUACAGUGUGAAAUGUGAACGGGACCUGACUGGAGCUGCAGCUCCUGACAAAUGGAAGGAAAAAUAGAGAGGAACUAUACUAUGUCUAUGACCAGUUUCGAUGCACAUUGUUUUCUAUAGCAUGUGCCUUUCAUUUGUCUAUAAUGGACACAUCAUUUUCUUACUUUUUGUGGA
Messenger RNA from Syzygium oleosum, 1333 nucleotides. Its product is annotated as protein PTST, chloroplastic. The transcript is spliced from 9 exons. The coding region runs from base 16 to 1050 and encodes 344 amino acids. NCBI's taxonomy places the organism in Eukaryota, Viridiplantae, Streptophyta, Magnoliopsida, Myrtales, Myrtaceae. The record is from RefSeq and is a predicted model, not a curated record.